This is a messenger RNA of Medioppia subpectinata, 618 nucleotides long. The record is from the annotation of a GenBank genome assembly. NCBI's taxonomy places the organism in Eukaryota, Metazoa, Arthropoda, Arachnida, Sarcoptiformes, Oppiidae.
AUGCAUGACCACAACAACACUCUCGAGUGGGACAUCAAUGAUAAUCACAUUCCCAAACGUUUGGGCACAGCGUUAGGCACCGGCUCUCCAAACACUGUCUCCGGUGUGACAACACAUGAUGCCUUCCAAGAGUGGGCUGACGGACACUCCAGGUUUGUCUAUAGACCCGACUCGGAAGAGGCGCGCAGGCAUUCAAGCGGUUGGGCGAUGAGAAACACUAACAACCAUAACGUCCAUAUACUCAAGAAGUCGUGUCUCGGCGUUUUGGUCUGUAAUAAACACUGCAUAUUAGACAACGGGGACACCAUUCACUUGAGACCAGCCAUUUGUGAUAAGGCACGUAAGAAGCAACAGCACAAGGCCUGUCCCAACCACAAGUGCACGGGUAGGCUAGAAGUGCAGCCGUGUCGCGGACACUGUGGAUACCCAGUCACUCACUUCUGGAGACACACAGAAUUUGCUGUCUUUUUUCAGGCCAAAGGAAAUCACGACCACCCGAGGCCUGAACCCAAGUCUAGCGCUGAGGCCCGAAGAGUGGGACACUCUUAUAAGUUCUCUCGAGGAAUCACACGUUCAUUAUUACUGAACAAUUCGAUCGCUUCUUCACUACAGUUUUGA